Messenger RNA from Spea bombifrons (plains spadefoot toad), 905 nucleotides. RefSeq names its product small nuclear ribonucleoprotein 13 (gene SNU13). The record is from RefSeq and is a predicted model, not a curated record. The transcript has 3 exons. NCBI's taxonomy places the organism in Eukaryota, Metazoa, Chordata, Amphibia, Anura, Pelobatidae. Gene Ontology annotation, biological process: mRNA splicing, via spliceosome; maturation of SSU-rRNA. The coding region runs from base 147 to 533 and encodes 128 amino acids. Gene Ontology annotation, cellular component: U4/U6 x U5 tri-snRNP complex; small-subunit processome; precatalytic spliceosome. Gene Ontology annotation, molecular function: RNA binding.
CUCAUCCGGAUUCGAACCUUGCCGGAAACGCACAACACGUUUUAGUCGCGUUGCUCAUUCAAGCUAUCUUUUAGUAUUCCUCCGUGAAGCUUCCGGGCCGAGAGGACCGUGUGCUCUCUUGAUUUGGCUGUCGCUCGAUCGCAGAUAUGACUGAGGCAGAAGUGAACCCCAAGGCCUACCCGCUGGCUGAUGCCCAGCUUACAAAGACUUUGCUAGACCUUGUGCAGCAGGCCUCAAACUAUAAGCAGCUCCGUAAAGGGGCCAAUGAAGCUACAAAGACCCUAAACAGAGGUAUAGCAGAGUUCAUAGUGAUGGCAGCAGACGCUGAACCUCUUGAAAUUAUUCUACAUCUCCCUUUGCUGUGUGAAGACAAGAAUGUGCCCUACGUCUUUGCGCGCUCCAAGCAAGCUUUGGGUAGAGCAUGUGGAGUCUCAAGACCGGUUAUUGCCUGUGCAGUAACCAUCAAGGAGGGUUCUCAACUGAAGCCUCAGAUCCAGUCUGUCCAGCAGGCGAUCGAGAGACUGCUGGUGUAGCACAAUGUUGAAAGCUGUUGUCAGUCAUUAUUCUGGCAUCUAAGGCCUGAGUUCUGUUAUCCCUACCAAUCUUAUCAGGUUUCAUAAUAAAAUAACAUUAGUCUGGCAGAAAUUGCAUUCACAGGACUGAAGCAUUUUGUAUCAAAUUGAUUCUCUACUUCUGUUUUCCUGAUCUGGAACGCAAAGCUGCAUUUCCUUUCAGUGAUGUAACAUUUUGUUUUAAUGUUUUUCGGUAGUUUUGAGCAAGUAAAAUAUUUUUGUACUUAAAACACCUUAUGGUUAAAUUUACCUGUGGGAAAUGCCAGGCUUCAUUUUUUUUUUCAUCUUGACCUGUAUAAUAUGUAUUUCUUAAUAAAAUAUACAUGUAAAAGA